AUGACCACCCUCCCACCCAAGAGGGACCUCGUCCGCCGAGGUGUCUCUCCCACCCCUAGCAAGAUCCCCGUCAGUUCUCGGAGGCGCCCGCCGCCCCCCACAGACAAACCCGGCGCCUUGGACCAGGAGAACCAAGAUCCCAAGAGAUUGGUGCGGAAGCUCAGUACUCAGCGUCCGCUCCAUGACUCAGCUGACCCCAGGCCUAAGGCCUUACAUGAGGCAAAGAAGUCAGAGAGAUUGGUGGGAAGCCCUCAGUUCCGGAACCCCUUGGAAGAGCUCAAGCCCAGCCCUGGGGGACAAAAUGUGGGCCCUCGGCCCCGUCUGCAGACAGAAGCUUCUGGAGCCGUUGAUUUUGUGGCUGACCCUGCAGCCCUGGCCACCAUUCUGUCAGGUGAGGGCGUGAAGAGCUGUCACUUAGGGCGCCACACUAGUCUGGCUCAGAGAGUCCUGAUCCGAGUCAAGCCAGGAGGCACCGACCGAAGGGGCCAGGGUGUCCGGUCCUCUGCAUAUUUGGCCCCCAGAACCCCUGCCCAGCGACUGGACCCAACCAGGGCUUCCUGCUUCUCAAGACUGGAAGGACCGGGACCCCGAAGCCAGACCUCGUGCCCUCAGAGAUUAGAGGAGCUGAUUCCAUCUUCAGAUGCUCCCUUGCGCCCCGCCACCCACCCCAGUUUCCAGGAGCUGAGAAGAGAGACAGGUGGCGGCAGCCGGACUGCAGCAAGCCAAGCCUCAGGGUUGCUCCCAGACACCCCAGUCCAGCCUGCUUCAUCUCUGCCUGGAAGAGAACAUGAAGUUGUCACUCAUUCAGGUGAAGGAGGAGGGGCGCCCCUCAGUCUGGCCCAACGGGUACCGUUAAGAGAAACCCAAGAGAGAACCCACACUAGGGAUAGCUGUGACCCCCAGCAGAUGUUCACCCCGGGCCGAGUAGCGGCACCUGCCACCGCGCGUCCAUCACCCUCACCCUUCGGACGGGCUCAGCGCGUGCCCUCUCCCGGACCCUCAGCUCAGGUUUGUACCUAUUCAGUAUUGCGACGUCUUGCCAAUCGCCCCAAGACCCAGUACACGCCCCUCCCGUCGGCCUCCAGAGUUCAGCAGGCCCAGCUGCUGACUGGCCUCUCCCCACAGCCUUGCCCGGAAGAGCCUACCCUGCCCUGGGAGCAGAUCACAGUGCGGUUAUUUGACCAGGAGACUUGUAAACGGCUGCAGGAGGGGACCGGGAAGCCACCAGCAGCGGCGACUCCCUCGGGGCCCUCCCCCAGCAGAACCCUCAGCUUCCAGGAGUUGAAGAUGCAGCGCAUCACAAUCCUGCAGCAGCUUUUGCGCCAGGAGGUCCUGGGGCUGACGGAGAGCGAGAGUGCGCCCUCUGCUGGAGGCUCCGCUUCUCUGGACAUGACUGAACUCCAGCCCCUGCUGGCUGAUGUUUCUAGAACUCUGGGGACCCCAGAGCCUCAUCCUGGGACUUUGCACCUUCCCACACUGCUAGAGCACUCGGAAACCCCCAAACCCUGCCCCCCAGAGGAGUCCGGGCAGCCACAGCCUGGCCCUGGAGCAGAGGCUGAGGUGGCUCAGCCCUGUCCUCCAGCAGAGCCAGGUCCCCGGGAGUCCAGCAGGAGGGACCCUGAGCCCCCUGAGGCCUCCGCGCAGGAGCAGCCUGACAGGUCAGAGUCGGGACCCCUGCACACCCAGAGGCAGGCGUGGCUCGCAGAGCCGCCCUCUGGGGUGGAGUGUGGGGCGUCACAGGCCCGCUCCCUGGAUCCCAGAAGUCCAGAAGCCAGCCCGCCACCUGGGUGCCAUCGGGGGGCCCCGGUGACGACCAGCACACUCGGUGCCAGCCCCUCUAGCUGCUCCUUCCGGUCUCCGCGGCCUCCCAUGGGCCAGGCAGGUCCCUGCUUUCUGGCCCCUCACACCCUGGCCCUGAGGCAGCGCCUCCAAGCCUGCCUGAGCGCCAUCCACGGCUUCCACGAGGCCCGCCUGGACGAUGAGUGUGCCUUCUACACCAGCCGGGCCCCUCCCCCGGGCCUGACCCGCGUCUGCACCAACCCGGUGGCCACAUUACUGGAAUGGCAGGAUGCUCUGAGUUUUAUUCCUGUCGGUUCUGCCGCCCUUCAAGACUCUCCAUCAUGAGAAACCUGCUUCCACUAUUCCACGCCCUGCCUGGCUCCCUCCUUUUUAGCCGUUAUUUAUUGUGGGCCC
Sorex fumeus (smoky shrew) is the source of this 2193-nucleotide messenger RNA. RefSeq names its product trophinin associated protein (gene TROAP). The transcript is spliced from 14 exons. Bases 1 to 2124 code for a protein of 707 amino acids. Lineage: Eukaryota; Metazoa; Chordata; Mammalia; Eulipotyphla; Soricidae. The record is from RefSeq and is a predicted model, not a curated record.